Messenger RNA from Pantherophis guttatus, 687 nucleotides. The record is from RefSeq and is a predicted model, not a curated record. NCBI's taxonomy places the organism in Eukaryota, Metazoa, Chordata, Lepidosauria, Squamata, Colubridae.
AUGGCCAGGCAUGGUGUGGAGAGGCCGGGUGAGGCGAAGGGCCCCUCGAUACCAACAAAUAGCCUGAUCCAUAUCCAAUAUGAUUACAAUUAUCUAUUGCAAGGCAUUCAGUUCAUCGAUGUCACAGGAAAUUUUAAUCCUUGUGAACUUUUGCUCACAGGAGACCAAGCCUUCCCACUGCUUGUGGAUUUGAAUAGGCAGGUUCUCAUUGCUGCAGCCCAAUAUGGGAAAGGCCGGAUGGUGGUCACUGCCCAUGAAGCCAUGAUACAGCUUCCCCAGUUCUUGCCGUUCAUUAAAAAUGCUCUGGACUGGCUCAAGUCUUCUCCAACGGCACUCAUAGGAGUCCACAGAAGCCUGGAUGCCCUCUCCAAGUUGCUCCUCAGUAGUGGUAUUGAAGUUGAUCCAGAUGCAACACUUGGGGACUCCCUUGGAGUAUUCUGCAGAGAUGCCUACGAUAGUGCGCAGGCUGAUGACCUUGUGCAAUUCGUAAAGAGAGGUGGUGGACUGCUCAUUGGUGGCCAAGCUUGGCACUGGUCAUCUGAACAUGGGAAGGAGGGAGUCCUGGCUCAAUUUCCUGGAAACUUGGUCACUGGUGUCGCUGGAGUGUAUUUCACUGCCAAGAAGGGACAAAAUGGGAUCUUCUCUGUCCCUGAAAAAGUAUGGAAUGAUCCCAGCACCACCCAGUAA